GUUGAAGACUAGAAGGUCAGAGAAUUUCAAAAGGGAGGGAAGAAAAAUAAGGAAGGAAUGGGUAGUAACCAAACGGUAGCGCAAAUCCCGACGAGCUUUGGCCACGAACUGAGGGCUUGCCUCCGUUGCCGUCUCGUCAAAACCUACGACCAGUUCAGAGAAUCUGGAUGCGAGAAUUGUCCCGUCUUUAAGAUGGAAGAAGAUAGCGAGCGUGUUGUGGAAUGCACUACGCCUAAUUUCAAUGGUAUAAUCUCAGUCAUGGAUCCGAAUCGGAGCUGGGCUGCUCGCUGGCUUCGUAUAGCACGUUUUGUCCCAGGUUGUUACACACUUGCAGUUUCAGAGGCACUUUCUGAAGAUUUGCAGAAUCUAUGUCAAGAUUCGAAUGUGCCCUACGUUCCUCCAAAACGCAUUUAAGAUAUAAAUGAAUGUUGUCCGGCUAGUACUUACUAUCAUCUCUUGUAGGAGAGCACACAAGAUCAACUAAUAUAUGUAUCAAAAGUAGCUACACAAACGUUGAACAUGUGCUCUGUCAUGCAGUGUUGAUUUCCCUCUCCAGUUAAUGUCAAUGUUAUUACUUUUGUGUGCUGUCUACAAGAAAUCAGAAAUGCUUUGCAAAUGUUAUUGUUUGUUGGUUGGUUGACUUGGUUCCCC
Molecule: messenger RNA, 651 nt
Organism: Cuscuta europaea
Lineage: Eukaryota; Viridiplantae; Streptophyta; Magnoliopsida; Solanales; Convolvulaceae
Source: the annotation of a GenBank genome assembly